Molecule: messenger RNA, 225 nt
Organism: Clunio marinus
Lineage: Eukaryota; Metazoa; Arthropoda; Insecta; Diptera; Chironomidae
Source: the annotation of a GenBank genome assembly
AUGAAGAUUGGAAAAAAAGACUCCCUAGCUUCAUGGACGUCAAAUUGCAACAUCAAGCAAACUCAAUUUUCACUUAUCUACAUAAAUCAUAAAUGGAAACGACCAAGAAAAAAAGGAAAACUUCCCGGAGCCUUAAAUCCUUUUGAAGAUUUGGAAAACUCUCAAGCCGCAAUGUUUUCAGAUAAAAAUGAAUUUCUUUUUACAAAAACCGCUACGGACGGUUGA